Haliotis rubra (blacklip abalone) is the source of this 1416-nucleotide messenger RNA. Its product is annotated as cell division control protein 42 homolog. Bases 81 to 677 code for a protein of 198 amino acids. Gene Ontology annotation, molecular function: GTP binding; GTPase activity. Gene Ontology annotation, biological process: small GTPase-mediated signal transduction. The transcript has 3 exons. The record is from RefSeq and is a predicted model, not a curated record. NCBI's taxonomy places the organism in Eukaryota, Metazoa, Mollusca, Gastropoda, Lepetellida, Haliotidae.
UAGCUCCAGUUUAUCCAUUGACUUGAGAACGACACCACCGUUGCGUGCAGUAGUAAUCUACCGGUGAAUAUAGCUGUAUUAUGAAAGCAGGGAAUAUGAAGCCUCAAGACAAGAAAUGCGUCCACUGUGCCGUCUUUGGAGACGGCAUGGUCGGGAAGACCAGCAUCUCGGAGAGCUAUGCUCAGAAAUCCUUUAGUGAAAGUUACGAGGCUACAGUCUUCGAGAAUUAUGCUGUGCCUUUGAACGUUGCUGGGGAGGAGUUUAUCGUCAGCAUGUUUGACACAGCUGGACAGAAAGACUACGAGAGCCUGCGCUCGUUCACAUACAAAGAAAGUGAAGUCCUGCUUCUGUGUUUCUCCACCUGUGACCGGGAGACGUUGGCCAGCAUCAAUGACCUGUGGAUGCCAGAACUUAAGCGACACACCAAACAAUCCAAACAGAAGAGACCGGUCAUCCUCGUAGGCACCCAGAUUGACCUCCGGGUCGGGAAUGAAGACAGCGAGGUCAGCACGGACGAGGGUGUCCAACUGGCCAAGGACAUUGGUGCUGACUGCUAUGUCGAAUGUUCGGCAAGAAGUCGUGAAGGACUGAAAGAAGUGUUCGAGCAUGUUGUGUUUUCUGCUCUGAAGUACAGGAAGAAGAAAUGUAAUAUUCUGAAGCAAAUCUUCAGCCGUUGAAAAAGUUUAAGUCAAAACUGGAGACCUAUCACACAACGACCUUGAUUCGUUGACAACGGCAAAAUCUCGCCUGCUGAUCAUCGGCAGCGUUUUGACUGCUCGUCUCGUGCGAUGUGUCGUCUGCUCCCAGCUGCGACACAACUUGAGAGUGACCUCCCCUUGAAUUUAGGGAAAAACGAAGAAGAUUUGAUGGACUUAGCUUGGAACCGCCAUCCGAAGUGUUGCAUUUAUUGCAAGUCACUAUUCGUGACGACUGACUCUGUGAUAAAAGUGUGAUCUGAGGUGGCACGUACUCUCUGUAGCCAAUACAGACGAAUGAACUGUGAUAAUGGAGUCCACGAUUGGACAGAUGUAUGUGGUUGAUGUAAACGAUUAUGUGUACAAUUUGGUACUUCCAAAGUCUAGUUUAUUGAGAGAUUAUUUUCGAUCUAAGUCCCAUGUCUUUCAAUCUUUUUGUAGCAGAUUUAGGUAAAAUUAUAUAUUCAUGAUAAAUAUAUUAUUAAGAUUAUUGUGAACCAAAACUAUGUCGACGAAUUCCACAGUCACCAUAGACUAUAGGGCUGGUCCCUAUUGUUGCCUGUGUUUCAUUAUAAGGUUCCAUGUUUAUACAGAUAUGACGACAAAUGAGCAUUUGAUGACACCUUAUUUAUUGCAAAAGUGAAAUGUAUUAACUAUUGUUAUGUCUUCACAUGCUGCUGGUCGGUAAAGAAAUCGUUUUUAAAUAAAACCCCAUGAAUCA